Molecule: messenger RNA, 810 nt
Organism: Alternaria ventricosa
Lineage: Eukaryota; Fungi; Ascomycota; Dothideomycetes; Pleosporales; Pleosporaceae
Exons: 3
Coding region: 1-810 (269 amino acids)
Source: RefSeq, a predicted model, not a curated record
AUGUCUAGUGCAACCGCCAAGCAGAAAGCGACCGCCAGCGAUGACAAGCUCACUCCACGUCAAGUCCUAGCCGAUGUGGCCUAUCUGCACCAUAUAUUCGGGGAUCUGUCGGUUGGAGAAAUGGACAUUGACGACGUCGCUAUCUACAAGAAGGAACGCGAACAUCUACGCCUUAAACUUCAUUGCGGCCUGUCUCUCCCUACCAACAACGAUUCGGUGUCUUUUGCAGUACCCGACGCGCUGGCAGCAGCAGCAUCUAGCUGGAUCGAAGCCAAUCUCAAGACCCCUCAGGAAGCACCUACCAAGAAGUACAGCCCCAUAGUCGUCAGGAUGGUGACUGAUUCCAUCUACAACCCAAUGUACAACCUCCCCGACAAACUCCCCAACGGCAAAACGGCAAUCGAAGUUCAUGUGCCAGUAUUCCUCUGUGCAGUCGAAAUGAGCAUGGAGGCCCUCGAACUCUUCGCUCUCAAGUUCAUAAAGGCCACUCUAGCUAAGGACGGGCUCACACCUGAGCAGCUGAGGAAUCUGGUACAAGACUAUGGGCUGUUCAAAGCAGGGCUCUGCCAGAAAGCGGUGACAGUACUUCCGUACCACAAGGUCAUGUGCACUUUCGCCACUCAUAUUGUUGCGCACGAAGAAGACUUCGACGGAACCGAUGUGUACGGUGAUCUGUCGCUUACUACCAAAGGAUGUCUGGGGUAUUACACCAACCUUGUGAAGAAGGACGUAAAGACAACCAUUCGUGCAAUCAAGAAGGAUAAGGCUUCAAUGGAUAUCCGCAACGACAACGAGUCUGUUCAGACAUAG